CGUUGUAUUACUUCAUUCGUGUGUGGAUGCUGCUAGUAUCCUAAGUAAUAAUAUAGGGUGGUGUAAUUAUGCUUUGCUUUUCUACAUCGGAUUACUUUGAAUAUUCCUAUUGCUGCCGUGUUACUCUUGUGUUUCACGUUAACGCUUUUGUAGAAUUAUUUCUAGUAGGUUAUAGCCUAGUUUUAGCACGAGGUGUCACUACAGACCGUAAGAUAGAGGUUAAUAGUCUUUACCCUAGCGCCUCUCUCUCUCUCUCUCUCAGACUCUUGGUAUUAGUGUAUCUGCAGCUGAGACAUGAUCUCUAUUUCGUCUCGUGUUUUCUGAACGCAAAAAGAGCUAUCAGAUUCUCUCGAGUUUAUAUAUAUUUUUUUCUGCUGACAAGCCGGCGGCACAUAACCGUCAUGGGAUUUUGGGGAUAUUUCGAGUGUGGAUUGAUAUUUUUGAUUUUUCUGCUGGAUUCUGCGUUUGCUCAGAUCGUCUAUUCCGUACCGGAAGAGGUAAAUAAAGGGACAGUUGUUGGGAAUAUAGCGAAAGAUCUGAACAUCAACGUUCACGACCUUGAAUCUCGUAUGUUUGAGAUUGUGUCUGGAUUAAAUAAGAAGUAUUUUAACGUGAAUCUAAAAACGGGCGUGCUGUUUGUUAAUGAAAGAAUUGACCGGGAGGAGUUAUGUCCUUCGAGUCAGAAAUGUUCUCUGAAUAUAGAAGCCCUUGCUAAAAAUCCUCAUCAUCUUUACAGAGUGGAGAUUAAGAUUUUGGAUAUAAACGAUAAUGCGCCACAUUUUCCUGUUAAAGUAUUUGCUGUGAAUAUUAGUGAAAACGCAAGUCCAGGAGAAAGAUUUCCUCUCCCUGUAGCAGAGGACUCUGAUGUUGGCAGUAAUUCGCUGAAAGAGUACAAACUGAGUCCGAAUGAACAUUUCAGUCUAGAUACACAGAGUGAAGACCAGAGUGUGUCUGCAGAGUUAGUGCUGAACAAGGCUUUGGAUCGAGAGAAACAAGCCACGAUUAAGUUAAUUCUCACUGGAGUAGAUGGAGGAAAGCCACCUAAAUCUGGGACUGUAAAUAUUAUUAUAAACAUAAUGGAUAAUAAUGAUAAUAAUCCAGUGUUCAGUCAACCUCUUUAUAAAGUCAAACUAAAGGAAAAUGUUGCUGAUGGUACAAAAGUUAUCUCUGUGUUUGCCUCUGAUUUAGAUGAAGGCAUUAACAGUGAUAUUUUGUAUUCAUUUGUUGGUCAUGGCAAGAGAAAAGACCUGUUUUCCAUAAUCCCAGAGACUGGAGAUAUUGUUGUAAAAGGACAAAUAGAUUACGAGGAGAAUACUGCCAUUGAGUUACGAGUUCAAGCGAAAGAUAAAGGCAGCCCACCAAAGAGUACACAUUGUAAAAUUUUAAUAGAAAUUAUGGAUGAAAAUGAUAAUGCACCAGAGAUAUUUGUUACUCCUCUGCUGGAAAGUGUGAAAGAAGACACAAAGUCAGGAACAGCAGUUGCUUUAGUCACAGUGUCUGAUAAAGAUGGAGGUAAAAAUGGCAUUGUACACUGCUCUCUGAAAGACUCUUUUCCUUUCAAACUGGAGACAUCAUAUAACAAUCAUUAUUCUCUAGUGGUAGAUGGACCUCUGGACAGAGAGAGUGUUUCUCUGUAUAACAUCACAAUUACAGCUGCAGAUGAAGGAAGUCCGUCUCUUUCCAGCAGCACUGUUAUAACUGUACAUAUCUCUGAUGUUAAUGACAAUGCUCCACAUUUCCCAGCUCCCGUUAUUAACGCUUUUCUACGUGAGAACGGUCAAGCUGGAGGUCUGGUGACAAAAGUGUCCGCUGAUGAUUCAGACGCUGGUGAAAACGCACAACUUUCAUAUUCACUGUUAGACAGUUCCAGCUCCAGUGUUCCUGUAACAACACUGAUAAAUAUAAACUCUUUAAGUGGAGAAAUAUUCAGCUUGCAGUCAUUUAAUCACGAAGAAACAAAGAGGUUUCAGUUUCAAGUUAUGGCCACAGACUCUGGUGUUCCUCCUCUGAGCAGUAACUCGACUGUAAAUGUGUUUAUUCUGGACGAGAACGACAACAGUCCGGUUAUUUUAGCUCCUUAUUCUGAACCUGGAUCAGUUAAUAGUGAGAACAUUCCCUACUCUGCUGAAGCGGGAUACUUUGUAGCCAAGAUCAGAUCUGUUGAUGCUGACUCUGGAUAUAACGCACUUCUGUCUUAUCAUCUAACUGAACCCAAAGGAACCAAUCUGUUCCGCAUCGGAAGCAGUUCUGGAGAAAUAAGGACUAAGAGACGAAUGAGUGACAACGACUUAAAAACUCACCCACUUCUCAUCACAGUGUCUGAUAAUGGAGAGCCAUCACUCUCAGCGACUAUGUCCAUGGAUGUUGUGGUUGUUGAGAGUCUGGAUGACAUAAAGACAUCCUUCCGAGAAGUUCCUGUUAAAGAGGAGAGUUUUUCAGAUCUCAAUCUGUAUCUGCUCGUCUCUAUCGUCUCAGUAUCAGUCAUCUUUUUACUGAGUCUGGUGGGUUUGAUAGCAGCUAAAUGCUACAGGACAGACAGCAGUUUCAGCAGGUACAGCGCUCCAGUGAUCAGCACACAUCCAGACGGAAGCUGGUCCUUCUCUAAAUCCACUCAACAGUACGACGUGUGUUUUAGUUCAGACACGAUAAAGAGUGAUGUAGUAGUUUUCCCCUCGCCGUUUCCUCCAGCAGACGCGGAACUGAUCAGCAUUAAUGGAGAAGAUACUUUUACGCGCACGCAAACUCUUCCUACCUCAGAGAAGGUAAGAUAAAUGAAAAACUAUGUUGGAUAAUUACUUUUUUCGAGGUGAAUUUUUGUUAUAAGCUGUUUGAAAUUAAUUGUAAUACCAGUUUUCGUUUUAUAUGGCUUUUUAUCACAUUCAAGUGUUUGCCGUGAAUAUAAUACGCAGUUUUUCCUGCAUGUUGUACGA
Molecule: messenger RNA, 2930 nt
Organism: Puntigrus tetrazona (Sumatra barb)
Lineage: Eukaryota; Metazoa; Chordata; Actinopteri; Cypriniformes; Cyprinidae
Product: protocadherin alpha-2-like
Exons: 1
Coding region: 69-2771 (900 amino acids)
Biological process (GO): homophilic cell-cell adhesion
Cellular component (GO): plasma membrane
Molecular function (GO): calcium ion binding
Source: RefSeq, a predicted model, not a curated record